This is a messenger RNA of Ramularia collo-cygni, 300 nucleotides long. Its product is annotated as related to trihydrophobin precursor. The coding region runs from base 1 to 300 and encodes 99 amino acids. The transcript has 3 exons. Gene Ontology annotation, cellular component: extracellular region. Lineage: Eukaryota; Fungi; Ascomycota; Dothideomycetes; Mycosphaerellales; Mycosphaerellaceae. The record is from RefSeq and is a predicted model, not a curated record.
AUGCAAUUCUUCACCAUCGCCGCUCUCUUCGCCAGCGCUUUCGCCGCUCCGGUUGCUGAGAUCGAGGCUCGCCAGGACGCCCAAAUAUGCCCCAGUGGUCUAUACUCCACCCUCGUCUGCGCCAACGUUGACGUCCUCGGCGUUCUGUGCCUCGACGCCGUCACCCCCUCCCAGACUCCUCAGGAUUCCAACAACUUCAAGCAGAUCUGCAGCAAGACUGGCAGACAGGCCCGCUGCGCCGUCCUUCCCGUUGCUGGCCAGGCUGUUCUUUGCCAGCCUCCCGUUGGGAUCACCGCCUAA